Brugia malayi is the source of this 831-nucleotide messenger RNA. RefSeq lists its product as uncharacterized. The record is from RefSeq and is a predicted model, not a curated record. The transcript is spliced from 7 exons. NCBI's taxonomy places the organism in Eukaryota, Metazoa, Nematoda, Chromadorea, Rhabditida, Onchocercidae. Gene Ontology annotation, cellular component: centriole; non-motile cilium. Gene Ontology annotation, biological process: cilium assembly. The coding region runs from base 1 to 831 and encodes 276 amino acids.
AUGGAUUGGUUUACGGAAAAGGAAUUAUUGGCGACAAUAAAUGAUAUGGGUUACGAUCUUUCACCCGAAGAAUUGAUAGUUUUCAAGAAAGAAAUGGAUCAAUUCUUGGAUGAGCUGGAACGAGAAAAUGAACAACCAUCUGAAGACCAAAAGGUGUCGUUCAAUUCUCUGAUGAAAAAUGUUGCUCAGUUGGCUGAUUCUGACGUGCCGUGCAGCUAUGAUAGAGAAGGAUUGUUUUAUGCGGAACAGUAUCGUCAUCUUCCAUCUUAUGAAGAUCUUGAAUUGCGUAAGAAGCAAGCGAAUAUCGCACGAUCUUCUGUAUCCAUCAAUCGAAUAUUAAACCGCGAUGAAAUAGUGAACAUUUUGGAUGAUGGGUAUCGUUAUCUUCGGCAAAUUACUGAAGAUAACAAUCGCUUGCAAGAACUAAAUAGUCGUCUCGAGGAAAGUUUGUACCGUAGUCGUGUAAGGUCACUUUCACCUGAUAAAGACAAGCAGAACUUUGCUUCUACUCAAGCAAUAAAUGAUAUGAAAGAACAUAUCGAUGAAGCGAAAAGUGAAGAUGCACUAAUUGCUGUGGAUCCUGCUAUACGGCCGAUACUGCAUCCAGUUCCAGGCGGAGUACCGUUUCGACAUGAUCCUGUAAAGAAAUAUGAAUUAUACAGAAAAGGAUGGCUGGAGAAUCCUCCUCCAGGUGAGAAAAAGCGAUUAUCAUUGAGAUGGAAAGUGCGAGAGUUCAUGCUGCGACGAGACGUAUCCCGAGUUAAACCUGUAGAUUUAGCUCGAAGAAGAAUAUCAAAUCCAGAUUGGUCUCCACGUCCUUAUCUCGACUAA